Podospora anserina S mat+ is the source of this 1875-nucleotide messenger RNA. RefSeq lists its product as uncharacterized. The transcript has a single exon. The record is from RefSeq and is a predicted model, not a curated record. Bases 1 to 1875 code for a protein of 624 amino acids. Gene Ontology annotation, molecular function: oxidoreductase activity, acting on CH-OH group of donors; flavin adenine dinucleotide binding. Lineage: Eukaryota; Fungi; Ascomycota; Sordariomycetes; Sordariales; Podosporaceae.
AUGCGUUACCGUUUGUUAUCCGCCUUGAUCAUCUCGGCAGUCGCCGUGAUAGAGGCUGCCCCGGCCACCGCUACCGCCGAAUAUGACUACAUCGUCGUCGGGAGCGGUCCCGGCGGUGGUCCCCUCGCCGCCGAUCUCGCCCGGGCCGGGUACUCCACACUGUUGAUCGAAGCCGGCGGUGACGAGGGCGACAACCCGACCUACGCCGAGAUCGCCUGGUUCAACGAGGCGGCCAACGACGAAGCCACCCGUUGGGAUUUCUGGGUCAAGCACUACGACGAUCCCGAGGAAGACCGCAAGUUCAAGCACACCACCUGGGACACGGGCGACGGCACCUUUUACGUCGGCCUCGACCCCCCAGAGGGAGCCAAGUACCUCGGCAUCCAAUACCCACGCGCUGCUGUUUUGGGUGGUUGCGCCAUGCACAACGCUGCCGUCUGCACCCUCCCGGCAGACGACGACUGGAACAUCAUCGUUAACAAGACCGGCGACGCCAGCUGGUCGGCGAGCAACAUGCGCAAGUACCUCAAAAAGAUCGAGCGCAACCAGUACCUCCCCCCCGGAGACCCCAACAGAGGAUACGACGGCUGGCUCGCGACCUCGGUUGGCCCAACAGACUGGGCGCGCAACAGCUCCAACCCCGCGACCACCAUCCUCAAGAAACUCGCCGCCCUCACCGGCCAAGACGAAACCCGCGCUGCUGACCUCCUGGGAACCGACAUCCUGACCGAGAUCCCCAACCUCGACGAGACCUCCUCCCUCUACAACCUCGCCCAACACGCCGACAGCACCGGCAAGCGCAACUCCCCCAACAACUACGUCCGCGCCACCCUCGCCGACCCAGCCAAGUACCCCCUGACUCUCAAACUCCACACCCUCGUCACCCGCGUCCUCUUCGACGAAUCCACCGUCGGCGUCUCGGGCGUCACCCCCCGUGCCAUCGGCGUCGAAAUAAUGCAGGGCCAAUCCCUCUACAAAGCAGACCCCAAACACAACGGCCAAACCGCCCCCAAAUCCCAAAUCCUCGCCGCCCGCGAGGUCAUCAUCUCCGGCGGCGCCUUCAACUCCCCCCAGCUCCUCAAACUCUCCGGCAUCGGCCCCAGAGACGAGCUCGCCAAGUUCAACAUCCCCCUCGUCAAGCACCUGCCCGGAGUGGGCGAAAACCUAGGCGACAACUACGAGGGUUCCCUCCUAGCCAUGGGGCAAACACCCGUCAAUUCAGGCCUCAUCACGGCCGUUUUCCGGACCCCCAACGCGCCCGACGCGAGACGCAACAUCUUCACCUGGUGCGGCGCCUUCUCCUUCGAGGGCUUCUGGCCCGGCUUCCCCACCUGGCACGGCGCCGAGCAGUACACCUGUGCCCUGGUCCACAUGCAGCCCAAAUCCCAAGCCGGAUCCGUCACUCUCCGGUCUGCCGACCCGCAGGACGUGCCCGAGAUCAACUUCCGGUUUUUCAAGAAUCAGGGUGAUCAAGACCUGGAGGAGCUGGUUGCGGGGGCGAAUAUCCUGCGGGAGGCGAUCAACUCCGUGCCGGAGCCGGUCGCGCCGUUUGUGGAGAGGCAUCCUUGUGAGGGGGACAGGCGGGAGUCGGGGGAUUGUGGGGAGGAGGUUCAAAAGGAGUACUUCAAGAGCCAGGCGUACAGCCAUCACGCCACGAGCACGUGCGCGAUUGGGGGGGAGGAUGAGGAGAUGGCUGUGUUAGAUAGCAAGUUUAGGGUUCAUGGGGUGAGGGGGCUGAGGGUGGUGGAUGCGAGCGCUUUUCCUGUUGUUCCGGGGGCGUUUCCGAGUUGCCCGACUAUGAUGAUUAGUGUCAAGGCGGCGGAGGAUAUUGUUGCGGAGAGGAAGGCGGAGGAAGCUGCGGCUGCGAGGAUGUGA